Molecule: messenger RNA, 1518 nt
Organism: Moneuplotes crassus
Lineage: Eukaryota; Ciliophora; Spirotrichea; Euplotida; Euplotidae
Source: the annotation of a GenBank genome assembly
AAGGAACAAAGAUGGACACAGAUAAGAAAAGAGGUUUCCUCUGUGUAAUAGGAGGCACCAUUAUGCACUUGUAUCUUGGAUGCUUCUACUUAUGGGGAAAUAUUCAGGUUUAUAUCACUUCUUACUUACACAAACAUGAUCCGAGUAUCACUCUUGGUGAUACGAGUAUUGUGUUUCCAAUCCAAACAAUUACUCAAUCAUUAUGAAUGCCUAUUGGACCUCUGAUGAUGGAGUACUUGCCACCUUGGUGAGCAUGAUUCAUUGGAGGUGUUAUAGGAAUUGGAGGAGUGUUCUUAUCCUCAUAUGUGACUAAUCUCUAUGCAUUCAUAUUUUUAUAUCCAGUUCUUUUUGGAAUCGCUAUUGGAUUCUCCUACAUGGUUCCUGUAGUGUGAGGCUGGGAGUAUUUCCCUCAAUGGAAAGGAGCAGUAAGUGGAGUUAUAGUAGCUGGCUUUGGCUUUGGAUCCUUCAUUUUUGGGUUUGUAUCUAUUGCUAUUGCCAACCCAGAUGGAGAGCAAGCUGAUCUCAAAGUUGAAGGUGGGAAUAUUUUCAGUCCUGAAAGUCCAGUUUCUUCCAAUGCACCAAGAAUGCUUAGAAUUAACUGAAUCAUAUGGUCUUUACUCUUACUCACCUCACUAUUUAUGAUAAAAAAGAACAAGAAAGGAAAUUUUUCCACCCAGACUCCAAAUCUAAACAAUAACAAGUCUAUCUCAAACCAAAAUGCAGUUACCGCACCACCCAUAUCCCUCAAAUCUCCAAAAUCCCCUUCAAAACAACCCCUAAGCACUCCUAGUGCUUAUAUCUCUAAGCCCAGUCCUUCCCUAACCUCAGAUCUUAAAGAGCCAACUCUUGUAGAAGCUUUCAAGGAUUACAGAGCUUAUUACAUCUGGCUGAUAAUCCUUUUAUCUUCAAGCUAUCCUUACUUUAUUGCUAGUAACUUCAAAACUUAUGAACAAGUUGACAUACAUGAUGAUAGAUUUAUUACUCUUGUAGGAGCCCUCGGAGCUGUUGUCAAUGGCUUAUCACGAGGAUUCUGGGCAACAUUGCAAGACUUCUUUGGGUUCAAAAGAGUAUUUACAUGACUAUUGGUUCUUGAGAUUACGAUAGCUUUUACUUUUGUAGCAGUACAUAAAGUUAAAUUUUUGUAUCUCAUAUGGGUUUUGAUUUCUUUUUCAACUCUUGGAGGUCACUUCUCAAUGAUCCCAACACUUUGAGCAAAGAUAUUUGGUCCAAACACUGGAGGAAAAAUAUUUGGAUUUAUUUUCACUGGUUUUGGAUCUGCAACUCUUAUUGGUUGGUUCCUAACAAAAGCAGUAUCUCAUGACAAAAUCAGCUAUGAUAGCUUGUUCUACAUUCUUGGUUUUAUGGCUGGGAUAGCCUUGGUUAUGGUAUUCUUUCUUAAAGAUAAUACCAUAGUCCAAAAGAUAUCUUCAAAUUCUAGGCUAAGUCAUGAAAAGGAAGGAAUAGAGCUGACCCAGAGGCUCUUAAGCUAAUAUUGAUAUCUCUUGUUCCUAAAUUCAA